Messenger RNA from Musca domestica (house fly), 2863 nucleotides. It is a transcript of the gene Rab35, whose product is annotated as ras-related protein Rab-35. The record is from RefSeq and is a predicted model, not a curated record. The transcript has 3 exons. Lineage: Eukaryota; Metazoa; Arthropoda; Insecta; Diptera; Muscidae. Gene Ontology annotation, cellular component: plasma membrane; endosome membrane. Gene Ontology annotation, biological process: endocytic recycling. The coding region runs from base 1256 to 1858 and encodes 200 amino acids. Gene Ontology annotation, molecular function: GTP binding; GTPase activity.
CAGCAUGGCUCGGUUCUUUGUUGCCGUAGACAAAUAUGACGCAUUUGAAGGGGAGAUUAUAAAAAAAUUUUAAUAAUUCUAUGUAAAAUAACUAAAAUUAGUAUCGUUUAGUGAAAUAUUGUGAUUGAACAACAAUAUUUUGUCGGCCGUCAGAUAAAUAACGAAGUUUUACGGUAAACCAUCAAAGAAAUCUGGUACAAUUUUGGAUUUUGAGUGUGAAAGUGAAAAGGAAGCGAAUUGCAAAAAAAAAAACGAAUGAAGAGGGAGUAGUAAAUUCAUACAAAAAAAGCAACAACAACAGAACAUCAUAACCAACAAACACGAACAGCAGCCAGCCAGCCAUCAAGUCAAUAAUAUAUCUGUGUGUGUGUACGUCGGUCGGUCGUAUUGGACAAAGGUUUUGUGGGAAAGGGCAAGGAGUUGGAGGAAUUAAAAGAAUCAGCAUAGGAACAGCUUCUAAGUGUUGUAAUUGUUAUCUCUCAUUGACAUGGAUCAAAGUUAAAAUUAUUGUUUUGGAGGCAGAAUUUUACAUCAUCAAAGUCUUGUCUUCCCCGCGUCUCUCUCAUUUCAUUGAUGUUAUCUAAAGUAUUUGGCAUAUCAAAACUAAGACGGAACGAUAAAAACUUUUUGCUCCACGCAACAUAUUACCGGUUGUCUAACGCCCUCAAGCCCUGACCACUGAGAGAAUCACCUUCACAUUUACAAAGCGAAGAGAAGAGAGGAGAGGAGUACGAGAAGCAACAACAACAAAAGAUAUGAACAAGUGAUUUUCUUAUCAAUUCCAAAGUCACAAAAUAAGGCCCCAAAUCAAAUCCCAAAAUAAGUAACAAGAAAACGAAACGGAAGCAUUUGAAACCCACCCGCCCUCGAACAAACUACAAGUCUACAUUGUUUACUGGUUGCACAUGCGGGAAAGGAAUACUGUUGAUAAACAAAUUCAAUGCAUUUGUAUGCUAAUUCGCUUAUUAACAUUAACUAAAGGCAUUUAACGAAUAUCGCGACGUAGACAAAGAUACCGCAUACUCAUCAUUCUUUAGUCUUCCCGAUCCUCUUUGGAUAUUAAUAAGCAAAAUUUAACAUACGAUUUGAUAGCAGUAUUCCAGAGCAGACAGUAAUUAUUCCAGCCGCUGUGUUAAACGCAUAACAGCAAAUAUUAUUUAAUAGCCACCCUCCCACCAGCAGCAGCAGUAAUCUUACCCGUCUCUUAACACACUCACCAACCACCACCAUCAUCAUCAUAAUCGUCAUUACAAACAUGUCUCGUGGUUUUGAUCACUUAUUCAAACUUUUAAUUAUCGGCGAUAGUGGUGUUGGUAAAUCUUCACUACUGAUCCGAUUUUCCGAUGACACAUUUUCGGGAAGCUAUAUAACAACAAUCGGUGUGGACUUUAAGAUACGCACAGUGGUGAUCGAUGGCAAACGUGUUAAAUUGCAAAUUUGGGACACAGCCGGCCAAGAGAGAUUUCGAACAAUUACAAGCACCUACUAUCGUGGAACGCAUGGCGUUAUUGUUGUAUACGAUGUAACAAAUGGUGAAUCAUUUGCGAAUGUACGCCGAUGGUUGGAUGAAAUUCAAAAUAAUUGUGAUGUUGUAAACAAAGUAUUAGUUGGCAAUAAAAACGACGAUCCCGAACGAAAAGUUGUCAUUACCGAAGAUGCGCAACGUUUUGCACAACAAAUGGAUAUUGAACUAUUCGAAACAUCCGCCAAAGAAAAUAUCAAAGUUGAGGAAAUGUUCCUUUCAAUAACGAGACAAGUCCUUCAGCACAAGUUGCGCACCGCACAAAAUGAACAGCAAAAAGAUACCAUCAAUUUAAAGAAAUCCAAUAAACCCAAAAAGACUAGAUGUUGUAGUUGAAAACGGAAGACAAUUGUAUUUUCACGUAGACCACCACAACCACCACUACCGCCGUUGCCGUUGUCGCUUUCAUUCUAUUUUCCAUCAUUAACAUGUUCAUCUUUCCAAGAGAUGCAGCAAAAACAAUGCGAACAAACAUAAUUGGGAAUAAAUUAAACUAAGAAAGAAUGUAAAAAGGAUUAUUUUGUAUAAAAAAUAUGAUAACUUUUAUAAGACAGAAAAACACACAAAACAAAACGAAAUCGUAAUAAUAACGUAACGUAGGAACACCUCAAAACUCCCAACUGGUGCAUGUAAUAAUCGAAUAUACAUAUGUAUUUAGAGUUUAGAACAGAGCCCGUUUUUUAAAUUGAUAUUAAAAUGCGCAUUCAAUGUCGUGAAAAAUAAAAGGGUUUCUUUGCAGUCAUAGCUGGAACUGGAUUGGAUUGAAAGACAUAUUUGUUUUUCAUUUAAAUUUGGCCAUUGGUCAAAAUGUAUGUUAGAUUUGUUUCAUUUUCUUUUUUCCACAGUUAUUUUGUUUAUAACUCUUCUGUUGAAAUGUGUUUUUUUUUUUUCAUUUCCUUCACCACGUUCUGUCUGUCUUCAGCAUUUUUAAAUGGCGUUCAAUUGAUUGAAACUCCUUUGAAUUGCAUUUCCAAGUGCUGAAAUGUUAGCCUAUACCACUUCUCUUAUUAUUUUCCCCGCCCUUGGUUUCAUCUACCCAAUGUAAUAAUGUAAGUGAAACAUCGUCUUACCAACAAUUAUGUCUCUGUCAUAAUAUAAAACGGAAGAACAACCAACAAAAACACUCCCACACUAUUAUUUUUAAUAUAUAUAUUAUUUAGAUUGAAUCAUAAAUUAGCAAUUAUAUUAAAUGGCUAAACUAUAUAAAUUUUAUUUCAAACUCUAUUCAACUCUAUAUUAUAUAAAAGCCUAUUUAUAUGAUCUGAUCGAUUUAUAAACAAAUGAUAAAUGCCCCACAUAUAAUUAUAAAAAGGAAAAUAAAGUAUAAAAAUUUUAAACUAU